AUGUUAAUAAGCCCCUAUAAAUACUAACAACAGCCACUCAGCGCCAGCAGCACGUCUCACUUGGAUUGCACAAUAAACACAGGGUGCCUCGCCUCGCCUGCGAGUUUGUCGAUUUUUUUUCUUCCUGUAACCGGUUCCGUUUGCCAGCUGCCCCCUCGCUGACGAAUUUGGAGUAAAAAAAUCAGCAGUGGGAGAAGCCACAGAAGCGGCGAUCUAACCAACAUGGCCCCCUCGUCUCGGCCCAGCAGCGAAGGACUUGACAUGGAAGAAGAUGAACCUUACUACGGGAUUCAGAAAGGAGACAGAAAGAUAAGGAAACCCCUGGUGGAGAAGAAGAGGCGAGCUCGCAUCAAUGAGAGUUUGCAGGAGCUGCGGACGUUGCUAGCAGACACAGACUUUCAUUCCAAGAUAGAGAACGCAGAGGUGCUGGAGAUGACGGUGAAAAAAGUGGAGGAUGUACUCAAGAACCGAACUCAAGAAUCAGACGCACUCAGCCGUGAAGCCAGUGAGAGAUUUGCGGCCGGCUACAUCCAGUGCAUGCACGAGGUCCACAUGUUUGUGUCCAGCUGUCCGGGGAUCGAUGCAACGGUGGCGGCAGAGCUCCUCAACCAUCUGCUGGAGUGCAUGCCCCUGAAUGAGGACCACCUCCAGGACGUGCUGAUGGAUUUAAUCACGGACACUUCUGCGAGCAGCACUUGGCACGGAGGCGGUGACACCCUCUGCACGUCCCUGGCCUCCCCCGGCGGAAGGAGCACAUCCAGCUGCUCGUCAUCGGCCCUCUCCCCAGCCCCGUCCACCACGUCCAGCGAGGACCUGUGCUCCGACCUGGACGAAACCGACAGCGAGCACAACCAGAGCUCCACGGAGGGGUUGGAGAACAGGGAGGGCCUGAACAUGCCCACCAUCACCUACCCUCGGUCCAUGUGGAGACCCUGGUAGGGGUGCUGGGGCUUGGAAAGGAUGCAGUUGGGAUACGUUGAAGCAGGGUUCGUGGGUGUUCUUUUAAGAUAUGACACUGAGCGUCCCACAGAAAGGGAAAAUUCCACCCUAGAACAUAUGAACACUUGGAAAACUGCCAUUUGUGCGCUCAUUUACACCUGUAGAUUAUUCACCACAUGCAUGGAUUUUUUCCUGGGCUCCCUGCACUGAUGAUUAACAUCACAUCUGUUGCACAAGAAGCACAGAGACGCUGCCAGGAGCCUCAGUUGAGGGAUCACGACUGUGGCGUUUCUCUUCACCCUGCAGUGCUGCAAGAUUACACCCUUUACUCUUUAUUUCUGGGGAAAUGUAGGAGCAGAUUGAAGGAACACCAUGUCAUCAGAAAAUCCCACCUGAAGUACAAUACAUUGGAUAUCACAGAAAAAUGUUAAAGGGUGGAGUUUUCCUUUAAGGGCCUUUUCUUUCCAGGGUCUCUCCAGCUCGGAAACCUCCUGUAGUGACACACUGGCUUUGAUUCCACCUGAGUGUUGUGAC
Scomber scombrus (Atlantic mackerel) is the source of this 1473-nucleotide messenger RNA. RefSeq names its product hairy-related 13 (gene her13). The record is from RefSeq and is a predicted model, not a curated record. Gene Ontology annotation, cellular component: nucleus. Gene Ontology annotation, molecular function: RNA polymerase II cis-regulatory region sequence-specific DNA binding; protein dimerization activity; DNA-binding transcription factor activity, RNA polymerase II-specific. Gene Ontology annotation, biological process: regulation of transcription by RNA polymerase II; regulation of neurogenesis; anterior/posterior pattern specification. NCBI's taxonomy places the organism in Eukaryota, Metazoa, Chordata, Actinopteri, Scombriformes, Scombridae.